Messenger RNA from Spodoptera littoralis (African cotton leafworm), 2478 nucleotides. Lineage: Eukaryota; Metazoa; Arthropoda; Insecta; Lepidoptera; Noctuidae. The record is from the annotation of a GenBank genome assembly.
ACCUGCUGAAUCUGUUGAGCCAGUUCCCUGGUCGGAGCCAAAACCAAAACAAUGGGCCCCUCGUCUCUCAGUAGGCGAGGCUGAUUUAUGAUAUGUACGAUAGCAGGUAAUAUAUAGGCCAAGGUUUUCCCAGAACCUGUUUGAGCAAUUCCUACUAAAUCUCUUCCAGACAAUGCAAUAGGCCAGCCUUGAGCUUGAAUAGGGGUUGGGUGUGGAAAGCCUUGUUUCAAUAUUUCUUUCAUAGCAUAGUCUGGGAAGCCGCCCUCCUCAAAGUACAUGCUCGGGGCGGGAACAUCGCGUCCUUUCACAGUAAUUUGGUUUUGGCUACGAUAUGAUUCUAUUUCCGCUUGACUGCGCGACUGGACGUUCUGAUGAGGCACAUAGAAGUUUUUCUGGAAUGGAGUUAGCGUAAUUGUAUCCCAGCGAAUUUUCCUGAGGUUACCCCCAGGUUGGUCAUUUUUAUUAAAAUUUCCGCGGAAAUCAUCUCGGCCGCCACGUCCUCCAAAGCCUCGACUGCUAUCUCGUCCUCCACGGCCGCUAUCCCUGCCACGGCUGCUGCUACCGAAGCGACUGCUUCCUCUCUCCUGGGACCGAUCACUCGAUCGUCCUCCUCGAGAACCACCUCUACCUCCACCGCGGCUUCCACGGCUACCUCCACGACCACCGCCACGACCGCCACGUCUAUCGUCGUACCUAAUACAAACAAAAAACAGUUAUCAAAAUCAUCCAAAUGAAGAGAUUCGAUUCUAACAAGAUUUGUCAACUUACAUUUUUGCUUAGAAUAACGAUGCCACACACAACAACAAAACUCUAAUAAAUACUGAACUUCUGAGCAAUACACUUGAAUUGUUAAGAUUUACGCGUUUGAUUGUUGUAGUUAAUAUUUUGUUUAUAAUUCUAUAUCUAUACUAGCGUACGUAACAAAAUAUUGGCCGACUUUUUAUUGCUGAUGCUAAUGCCACCUAAUGUCAGCCAUAUUUGAUUUGAUUUUACUGAAUGGAACGUCAUUGGUACGUUUUGACAAUCUGUUUCCGUUAAAGAUUUGUGCAAAAGCACCUUUUACAUUAUUUUAGAAGAUUAAUUUUAAAUUACUAACUUUAAUUAUAUUUUUACCUCAACAAAAUAUAAAAAGAUUAACACAAAUGAUGAAUAGAAAAUGUCAUGAUGAUUUAUUAGGGUUUGUAUAAUAUACUACACAGUUGGCUACUUCCGGUACCAUUGGACGAGAAAUAUACAGAGACUUCAAAAUGAAGCCAGACUCCGUAGAUUUGAGUCUUACGAACUUAGGCAGAGAGCAAAUCAACUAAGGAAUGAGACUUCGGUCACAACAAGAUGGGAUAACUAUUGUAACAAUGAACUAAUGAGAGAUAGGAUCUUCGAAGUUCAAGCUUGGAGAGAAAAGCAGAGGUUCACAAGAGAUUGCGUUAAAGACGAAAUCAGGGCGUUAAAAGAAGAGAAACACGCUACAGAACUGCAUUUAGAGUCUCUACAAGUACCGCUGAUGGUGAUAUCGCAGUGCCUGUCUAAUAGAGAUCAGAGAGUCCCACCAGAACUCACUAGAGACCAACUUGGGGAGGAACUAAAAAAGGAGCUGCAUAUCACGGAGAAUAGCAAGCGUGUGCUGAUGGACGUCUGUCACAUGGGCUGGGAGAAAAUCAAGGAGUUGACCAACGUACUGUGUCGCCUGGAGCGCGAGAUCAAGAAUAAGGAUGAAACCCUCGACUUGGAGUACCACGUCAAAGACCUCACUCGAGACAGCACCGAUAUCAGCUUCAAAUUGGAUCCUACUAGAGUACCCACUGAAUCAAUGACAGAAGAAAGUUACGCGCACUGCAUACAAAAUACUAUAAAGAUAGCUGAGCAGCUGAUGGCGGAAUCUAAGGACCUUCGGGCGACGAUGUUCAAGAGUCGAGAGCAAGCUAGGAAUCAGAUGUACGCGCAGAGCCAGCAAGUCGAGCUGAUCAUGCGGAGGAGGGUAUACGAUAUACAGAGGGCCAGGAAUGAGAUGGAGUGGCAGAAGUAUAAGUUGGAACAGAAUCUACAAAAAGUAGACAGGGAGAUAGAGACACUGCGAGCGGCGGUGGCAGAUAAAAUAAACCCGACCAAGUUAGUGGAGACGAGGCUGGAAACCAGGACGAGACGGCCGGUACUUGAGCGAGUACAGGACAAACCCAUGCGCGGCCUGAUUGAAGAGUUUGAGAGAGUACACACCAGUCAUAAUAUGCUGGAGAAGAAACUUGAAGAAGCUAUCACAACUUACCACGGCAUGUACAACCACCAUCAACGGGUAACGAAAGACCUUCAAUACAAGAACCAAGCUUUGGAGACGGACAGGCGGCUCAUUGAGAUCAGGAAACCUCUCCACUCUUCUGAUGAAACAGAGUUUAAGAGAAACGUCGGCUACUGUCACAUGAGCGACGAAUUAGUUACUGAUUAACGGCAACACUGAAAAAUAUUAAUGCUGUUGUUGGUGUUGCC